CCUAUAUUUUUAACGUUUUCGAGGAAAGCGCUAAACAUUUCCGUCUUUCUCUUUCUCUCAUCGCCGGCGAGCUCCAUCUCCUUCUCCGGCGAGGUCCGAGCUCUUCAGGCUUGGCUUAUUGUAUUCCGAUUGAACGGAGGGUCAUGGAUGAGGACUUCUCUAAGGCGGUCGAGGAGGGGUUGAGGCUCUCAAAGCGGAUUUGCACCGGAAAGCCCUCGUCACGGCCUUCUGAGCAAUUCAUGGAGCGAUCGUCUACGAUGGCGGCAGGGCUGCUCCCAACGGCGCCUAUGGCUUACGCUGUGAUUUCGGACCCGAGAAUCGUCGAUAACCCCGAUAUUCCCAGCUACCAGCCGCAUGUGCAUGGCAGUUGCGAUCCCCCGGCGUUGAUCCCGUUGCAGAUGAAGGAGAUCGCUCUGGAGAUCGAUUGCUGCUUGGACGCUGCUUUGGUGACCGUCAAGGGGCGGUGGCGGGUUCAUUGUGUGAUGGGAAGCAAGAGCUGCAAUUGCCGCGUUGUGAUUCCGAUGGGAGAGCAGGGUUCCAUUCUAGGUGUUGAGCUUGAUGUCGAAAGAAAGUCCUACUCUACCCAGGUCAUCCAAACAGAGGAAGAUCUCAAUGUAGAGAAACUUUUGAACAAUGAAGAUGGUGGCUUCAUGAAUCCCCAGUAUUUUUCGUGCACAAUACCACUGGUUAGUGGAGGAUCCGAAAUCCAUCUCAAAGCCUGUUGGUCACAAAAAUUAUCAUAUAAGGAUGGGCAAUUCAUUAUAACAAUUCCAUUUAAUUUUCCAGAAUAUGUGACUCCAAUUCCAAAGGUCUUCUCAAAAGGAGAAAAGAUACAGUUGAAUGUGAAUAGUGGUACUGAGAAAGAAGUUCUGUGCCAAAAUGCCAGCCAUCCGUUGAAGGAGAAAGCACGACAAGUUGGGAAGUUAUCUUUUCUUUAUGAAGCCGAAGCUGACAGUUGGUCACGCAAAGACUUUUCUUUUGCCUUUAGUGUUUACUCAAGUGAUAUUUUUGGGGGUAUGCUGGUACAGUCUCCUCCCAUGCAUGAUUUUGAUCAAAGAGAGAUGUUCUGCUUAUAUCUUUUUCCUGGAAGUAAUCAGACAAGAAAGGUAUUCAGGAAGGAAGUAAUUUUUCUUGUUGAUAUAAGUGGAAGCAUGCAAGGAAAGCCUCUUGAAAAUGUCAAAGAUGCAAUAAUUUUAGCACUCUCUCAGCUCGCUCCAAGAGAUUAUUUUGGCAUCAUAGCUUUCAAUGAAGAUAUAAGUUUGUUCUCAUCAACUUUGGAGCUAGCUACGGAGGACAAGAUAAAAAAAGCGAACCAGUGGAUAAGCAAAAGUUUUGUUGCAGAAGGUGGGGCAAGUGGCUCUCAGCAGUUGAUUGCUCAGCCAUUGAAUAAGGCAAUAAGUUUACUGACAAAAUCACCAGAUUCACUCCCACAUAUAUUUUUUAUUACUGAUGGAUCUUUUGAAGAGGAACGGAACAUUUGCAGUAUCAUGAAGAAUCAUGUGGCCAAUCAUCAACCUAUGCAGCCUCGAAUUUCUACUUUUGGUAUAGGUUCAUUCUGCAACCAUUAUUUCUUGCAAAUGCUAGCGUCAAUCGGCAGAGGGCAGUAUGGUGUUGCUCAUGAUCCAGAUUCAAUUGAAGCUCAAAUGCAGAGAUGGUUCAGAAGAGCUUUAUCACCAAUAGUUGCAAAUAUAACAGUUGAUGUCUUUGACCAUUUUGAUGCACUUGAGAUUUAUCCUUUGCCUAUUCCAGAUCUAUCAGCUGAAAGUCCAUUAAUUGUGUAUGGAAGAUAUCAAGGCAAGCUUCCAGAUUCUGUUAAAGCCAGAGGCAUUUUGGCUGACUUAAAUGAUAUUGUUAUUGAUCUGCAAGUACAGAUUACAAAGGACAUCCCACUUGAGAGAAUAUCUGCGAAGCAACAGAUUGAUCUACUCACGGCUCAGGCGUGGUUUUCAGAAAGUAGACAUCUUGAAGGAAAGGUCAUUGAACUAAGCCUCCAACGUGGCAUCCCAUCAGAAUACACUUAUUUGGUCUUACGCCAGAAUCAACCAGAAAUAAAAGAAACAGCGAAAGAGAAAUCAAAGAAAACCAAACUCCUUAACCUUGAAGCUGCCAAAGAACAGUACUUGGUACAAGGCAUUAGAAUUGGAUUUGGAAACAUAGCGGCCACUGCAGAGAACCACCCCCCGGGAUUUCUAAUGCCGAAGCAACCAGAGAACCACUUCUUGGUGGACAAGGCUGUCGGUUGCUGCAACCGAAUGUGCAACUGCUGCUGCUGCAUGUGCUGCAUCCAAACUUGUUCUAAAUUGAACGACCAGUUUGUGAUCGUAAUGAUGCAGCUCUGCACUGCUCUAUCAUGCCUUGCUUGCUUUGAAUGCUGCGCAGAAGUUUGUUGUGAUGGUUCUGGUUAGUGUUUCUUAUUUAGCUUGAGUUCCCUCUGUAUAGUGAGUGUACAGCAGAAUGAGCUUCGCAACUGGUAGUGUGUUUUUAUCUUUUCGGCUUUCUACCAGUCUUUACUAUUUGAUCCACACCUGUAAAAGCCCGGUCAAAAAUUCACCUGUUAUAUAUAUAUAUAUAUAAUCCUGGUGAUUGUAUCGCAAACUUAUUGAAUAUAGACUUUAUCCGGCCUGCGAAAGUUUGUAACAACAAUGCGCUGCAGCUCUAAAUUAUAAUUAUUAUUAGAUCAAAGCUUUUUAACCUC
Molecule: messenger RNA, 2695 nt
Organism: Dioscorea cayenensis subsp. rotundata (Guinea yam)
Lineage: Eukaryota; Viridiplantae; Streptophyta; Magnoliopsida; Dioscoreales; Dioscoreaceae
Product: inter alpha-trypsin inhibitor, heavy chain 4-like
Exons: 13
Coding region: 144-2405 (753 amino acids)
Source: RefSeq, a predicted model, not a curated record